Messenger RNA from Lodderomyces theae, 873 nucleotides. RefSeq lists its product as uncharacterized. Gene Ontology annotation, molecular function: RNA binding. The record is from RefSeq and is a predicted model, not a curated record. The transcript has a single exon. NCBI's taxonomy places the organism in Eukaryota, Fungi, Ascomycota, Pichiomycetes, Serinales, Debaryomycetaceae. Bases 1 to 873 code for a protein of 290 amino acids.
AUGGAGUCGGCUAUAAACUCUUUAUUAUUAUCUUCACAGAAGUUGCGGUUCAAGAUCAACCUGGCAUUGUUGGAAAAAAAUAGCAACGGAAACACACAACCACUAACACUCUUGGCCACAACACCAGUAUUGUCCAAGUUCAUUCAAAGGCUCAUUGAAACAAAGAGUCUCAACUGCCAGCCUAACUUGAAUGCCGAUCUUUUUGUUGAAAAGCACAUGGGGUGUCCAUAUUGGGAUCUAAACUUUACAUCCAAAUACGCAGUCGAAGUGUUGCAAUUGCUUGCGGAAAUCCAAUUUGCAACGCAUAAUCAGAUCCAAAUUAGAGGACCACUCACCCAGUGUUUCAAACUAGGUGGUACAUUCAGCAAUGGCAUCAUAUCUAUUCAUAAAGUUAAAGUGAAUGACGUAUUGUUGGAACGAGUGAUUGCGUGUGACAAAAUCGAAAGCAUCAUUCACACACCACAAUUGGUAACAUCCGAUGAGAUUCCGAAUCGUGAUAGAUAUCAAGCAGAAAGUAGUUGUAGAGGGCCAGAUGCUGAAACAGAUGCAUCUCAACCCAAGACUCUGGUUUCAACAACGUUGUCCUUCAACCGGCACCAGAUUAAACGAAUUUUGGGACCUGGUGGAGCUAGGUUGGAUUCCAUUCGUCUACAACUGAAAUGCUGGAUUCAUAUUGAUCGGAAUCCUUUGGAAAAUUGCAUUGACGAUAGCUUGAGGUUUAUUAGUAAGAAUAACACCAAACAGGUAAUAAGCAUCAGUGGAUUGAAACCAAAUGUUGAUAUUGCAAUUAAUGAGAUUUAUAACUGCUUAGAGAGAGAGAGAGAGAGAGAGAAAAGACUGGCUUCUUUAGGGAGUAGCAUUAGUUCCUCUUGA